CCUGCAUCAGAGACAAGCGCUGAAUAUUUAAGAAACGGGAAGCUGCAACAACAUCGACGACAACAUCAUGAAUCAGUAGAGACUUAUCCAUAUAUCAGAACCUCAGCGGACCCUUUUCUAAUAGCAUGUCCCGUCCCCUCUGUGCUAAUUGCCACUGCAAAGGGAUUGACUAUAUGCUUCUCUUCUUCUCCACUACUACUAGUUACACCCUAGAAUCUACGCUAUAUUUCUUCUACUAUUCUACCAGAUAGAGCCAGCGCCAAGUCCGUGAUGGUCUAUCCCAGCUCAUUCCUGACUCCAUCCAUUCGUUUUCUAUAAAGCAGUCAAUUAAUAAUAGUCACGGCGAUGUAUCUUUCCAUGACGAAAGGCGUUCUUUCGCGUGGCGCGGCUUUCGUUUGCUGUUUACUGCUACUACUUGCACCGUUCUCGAGCUGCGAGUAUGAUGCCCAAGCUCCCUUGCAGGCUGAGCCGCCCAACCCAUCGCCGGAUCCGGCUAUAGCUAAGAGAGUGGCUGUGAUUGGCGCCGGAUCCGCUGGAGCUUCUACAGCCUACUAUCUCCGCCAUUUCACCGAUUUCUUCUCUGUCCCGUUCAACAUUACCGUUUACGAGCGGGCCUCCUACGUUGGCGGUCGAUCUACCACUGUCAAUCUGUUCGAUGACCCUGCCCAUCCAAUUGAGCUAGGAGCAUCCAUAUUUGUCGAAGUGAACAAAAACCUUAUUCAAGCCUCGAAGAAAUUCGGCCUCAAAUUGAGAGAUGCAGAUUUUGGACAGCCCAAGGAAUCCGUUCAUAGCUUGGGAGUCUGGGAUGGCAAGGAAUUCGCUUUUCUCCAAACACGACGAGGCAUCUAUUGGUGGAAUGUACUCAAGCUUCUCUAUAGAUACGGCUGGGCACCUAUGAAGGCGCAGAACCUUAUGAAGGUGACAGUGAACAAAUUUUUGAAGCUAUACAAAUUCCCGUACUUCCCCUUUCAGUCCCUCUCCGACGUAGCUAUGAGCACUGGGCUUGCUGAGGCAACCUGGACUUCCGGCGCGGAAUACUUGAAAGAUAAUGGCAUAGCGGAACAGUUCUCAAGGGAGAUUAUCCAGGCUAGCACACGAGUCAAUUACGGCCAGAAUCUAGCCCUAAUCCAUGGCCUGGAGACGAUGGUAUGCAUGGCGACAGAUGGAGCUGUCGCGGUGGAAGGGGGCAAUUGGCAAAUUUUCCAGUCCAUGCUCAACGCGUCAAAGGCAACUGUGAAAUUAAACUCGCCUGUAACCAGCAUUGAGCUUUCGGACAAUAAUACCUACACGGUGACCUACCAGGACACAGAUGGCGAUGAUGACGACGGUGGUUUUUCUUUCGAGGAAGAGACAUUUGACCAUGUUGUCAUCGCCAACCCAUUUCAAUUCUCGAAUAUCUCUCUAUCACCACCACUAAAACGCCCGCUAGAUGCCCCGCGCUACGUCGACCUGCACGUCACCCUCUUUGCCUCGCCCUACAAACUCUCACCGGGGUAUUUCAAAAUGCCCGUUGGCUCUUCAGUCCCCGAAGUUGUUCUCACCACCCUACCCGCGGAUGUCAAACUAGGCGCGCGCAUUGAUGGUGUUGGCCCGGCUCAAUUCUGGAGUAUCAGCACACUCGAGAAAGUGCAGGUACCAGACACUUCCCGCCACGAUGGUAUUCCAGGUGGCGCGCAUUAUGUAUACAAGGUCUUCUCUCCGAAGUCGCUGAAGGCAAGUUUCGUGUCUGACAUUCUCGGAAUCGAAGAAGCACGUGUGCUCGACAACAACAACAGUAGCAGCAAUGAAAUCAGUUACAGUGCCGACCAGCGCAUAGCGGACAUCUCCAAGUCGCACAUCAGCUGGUACUACGAGAAAGUGUGGCAAUCGUACCCGUACCUAUACCCGCGGGUGACGUUUGAAGAUAUAAAAGUGGCACCUAAUCUGUGGUAUACGAACGGGAUGGAGAGUUUUAUCUCGACGAUGGAGACGAGUUCGUUAGCUGGGAUGAAUGUUGCUGGGCUGAUAUUGUCUGAGUGGGUUUCAAAGUUUGAGACCAAGCUGAAGAAGUAUGAGGAUGGCGUUGGGAUUUAGAAUUUUUAAGUCUUUGGCCUGGCUCUGCUUUUUCUCAUCCUUUUUUUUUUUUUUUUUUCUAUUUUACUUUGGGUUCGGGAUUAUUUUGGGACGCGGGAGAAGGAAUGGCACUGGAGUGUUUUCCUUCGGUUUAUAAUAUCUUUCUUUGUUUUGGGGAGAAAGGGUCAUGCCUUCUGCUCCUUUUUUUUUGUAGUAUGUUGCCUUGCCGCCUUUACCCCAUCAUGGGUCGUCAUCCUUUGGUUAAACUGCGGAGUAUUCUUCCUAUUAUUAGAUCUCCGUUUAUGGUUCCACUUUCGCACGUUCUUGGCAUAAAAUUGGGCCAGUUAGCUAAAGAAAAGGCUUGAAAGCAUCAAUCAUUAUCGUUAGUUAUCGCUAACCACCGUUAUCGUGACCGUUGCCUGACCACAAGGACAAAGUCAAGAACAAAGCAAAAAAGCAGCCUGGCAAAAAGCCUCUCAGCCAAUAUAUACAAUUAUUAAUAUAUAAUAAUUC
Molecule: messenger RNA, 2565 nt
Organism: Blastomyces gilchristii SLH14081
Lineage: Eukaryota; Fungi; Ascomycota; Eurotiomycetes; Onygenales; Ajellomycetaceae
Product: prenylcysteine oxidase/farnesylcysteine lyase
Exons: 2
Coding region: 346-2073 (575 amino acids)
Biological process (GO): prenylcysteine catabolic process; prenylated protein catabolic process
Molecular function (GO): prenylcysteine oxidase activity
Source: RefSeq, a predicted model, not a curated record